AUGUCGCACGUUGUCAACUACCACACAAGGCUUCUUCACCUAAAGUGCGCUUCACGGCACGAAAGGACAGCAACCAACUAUCGUUACGCCUCAACCCCCGUCGGCAACCCCGUGAUCCCAGACCCGGCCUAUUUCAAUGGCCUUGACGACGGUCUGAAGGACGAACUACCAACAGCAGCUCAAUGCGCGGUCCAUUUGGAGCUUCUAGAGUCAUUCCAUGCCCUCAAGAUCAGGAUCAUCGAGUGCGAGGCCCUCGACGGCAUCUUCGGGAUCAAGGCCCCAACCAAGACUAUUUAUCGCCGCAAGUACAUGAAGACACUGAAGAAGCACGUCAACCAGGAGGUCACGGUCAAGGUUGAGGGGUGGGAGGCGAGGCGAGAGAAAAAGUGGCUGCGGUAUCUCGACUUUGCCGCUGAUAGAUUCGUCACCUGGGCUGAGGUGAUUGACAAAGAGAUAGCUGCGACAGAGGGCAAUGAUGAUCAGAAGUUGGAGAUUCGUCUUCCAUGGCUGCCUCCCUUGGAUGUUCUCAUGGUCUGGCAUGCUUUUCUGCUCAACCCUUCUGACUACAUCAACUACUGUCGAGCUGAGUCCUUGACUCAGCUUCCCAGAGUCUCAUUCCCCUGGACACGAAUUCAUGAAGCAAUCGACUCUCAGGGCCCCAGAUACAGAGCCUGGUUCUAUCAAUUGCCCAAAGACAAUGAGGACUGGCUCAGGAACAAAGACGGCAUUGAUCCAAACCUCCAUCAGUAUCUCGUCAACCUAGGCAAGCCCAUCGGCUUCACCAUGCGUUCCGGAGUCUCGAGUGACAAAAACACCACCGGAAUCCUAAGCCUCACGAAACCUAAAGACCAGAGCAAGCUGGCCAAGUCUCUAAUCGCCAACGUUAAGCGGCAGAGCGUCUUUGUCGACAAGAUGCACGCACACCUCUGGAUCCGGAGUCCGGGGCUUGGAGGGACUAUGAACAGGGCGGUUGAGCGAUAUGAAAACUUCCUCGAGCUGUUUCAGUUGUAUCCCGGCAAGAUGCUCGUGCCAAGCCUCGAUAUUGACCUCGUGUGGCAUUCAAACCAACUCUCAGCAGCGGGCUACAAUGCGACCAUGGAGUCGCGAUGCGGCCGCUUCAUCAACCACGACGACAAGAUCGGAAAGUCAACGUUGAGAAACGGCAUGUCUGACACAGAGAGCCUCUACCGGAUUCAUUUUGGAGACGAGUACUCUGUCUGUCUCUGCUGGGAGUGCCAGGCCAUCGCUUCAGCUAUACAAGAUGCAGACAAGGACGGUAACCUGUUCGAGACAGGGUCUUUCCAAUUUGCCAGCAAUAUCACCGGCAAGGUGCAGGGAGACGUUGACUACUAUCGAGCCGUGGAGAUUGCCAGGCGGAAGAACUUUGUCAAUCUUCCUCUUCGUCCUUCAUAG
This is a messenger RNA of Fusarium keratoplasticum, 1413 nucleotides long. RefSeq lists its product as uncharacterized. NCBI's taxonomy places the organism in Eukaryota, Fungi, Ascomycota, Sordariomycetes, Hypocreales, Nectriaceae. The record is from RefSeq and is a predicted model, not a curated record. The coding region runs from base 1 to 1413 and encodes 470 amino acids. The transcript is spliced from 3 exons.